AUGAAGAUAGAUUCGGAGCAGGGGAAGGUAACAGUGUCGGGCAACGUUGACCCGGCCACCAUCAUCAAGAAGUUGACCAAAAACGGCAAGCACGCAGAGCUAUGGGGCGCCCCUAAGCCCAACAACAACAACAACAACAACAACCAAAACCAAAUGAACAACCAGCUCAAGAAUCUCCAACUCGACACCGGCAAAGGCGGGAAGAACAACAACAACAACAAAAACAACAACAAUAACAAGCAGCAGCAACCGCCGAUGCUCUUGCCACAGGGGCAAAAGGGUAAUAACAACAACCCGCCCAAAGGAGGGGGCCUUCACCCCCAGCUCCCCCCUAUGAAGGGGUUCCAAGAUCUGAAGAUGAUGCCACCUCAGUUCAUGAAGGACAUGAAGAUGCCCUCUCUCGGUGGUGGUGGUGGGGCCCACAAUGGCAAGGGCCAAAUAAUUGGCGGGAAACCCCCCGGCGGCGGCGGUGGCACGAGCAAGUUCGAUGACGAUGAUGAGUUCGAUGACGACGAUGACGAGUUCGACGACGACGACGACGAGUUCGAUGACGACGAUGAUGAGUUUGACGACGACGAUGACGAGAUGGACGAAAUUGCCCCUCCUCCCAACAAGCCCAAGCCCGGCAUCAUGGGUGGAAAAGGUGGGGGGAUCCCGGGCCCACAAAUGCCGCCCAACGCCCUCAUGAACAACAUGAUGAUGAACGGUCUCAAGGGCGGCGGCGGCGGCGGAGCCUUUCCCGGAAUGAAGCCCGGCGCCGGCGCCGGCACCGGCGGCAAGAACGGCGGUGGUAAUAGUAAUAAUAACAGUAAUAGUCCGGCUGCCGGAAAGGGGGGUAAGAACGGCAGCGGCGGCGGUGGUAUGCCGCCAAAUAUGAAUGGUUUUAUGGGGAAGAAAGGGGGUGGUGGGAUGAGUGAUACUGGGCCCCACCACGGCAUGCCGCCUAACAUGAUGAUGGCAAUGAACAAGGGGAGCAAUCCGCCCCAACUGGGCGGCAAUCAUCCCCAAAUGGGCGGCAACAAUCAUCCGCAGAUGGGGAAUCUGGCGGCGGCCGUUCAGGGCUUGCCAGCCAUGAACGGAGCCGAGCACAUGGGAGGGAACCCGUACUUUCAACACCAGCAACAACAACAACAGCAACAGCAGCAGAUGGCAGCAAUGAUGAUGAACCAACAGAGGGCGAAUGGGAACGAGAGGUUCCAGCCGAUGAUGUACGCGAGGCCACCGCCAGCUGUCAACUACAUGCCUCCGCCGAUGCAUUAUCCGCCGUACCCGUACCCGCCGCCGCCAGGCGAGCGCGCCGACCAGUAUGCUAUGUUUAGUGACGAGAACACGUCUAGUUGUAGUGUGAUGUGA
This is a messenger RNA of Striga asiatica, 1353 nucleotides long. The record is from the annotation of a GenBank genome assembly. NCBI's taxonomy places the organism in Eukaryota, Viridiplantae, Streptophyta, Magnoliopsida, Lamiales, Orobanchaceae.